Messenger RNA from Antechinus flavipes (yellow-footed antechinus), 1709 nucleotides. It is a transcript of the gene ODAPH, whose product is annotated as odontogenesis associated phosphoprotein. The transcript has 2 exons. Gene Ontology annotation, biological process: positive regulation of enamel mineralization. Bases 5 to 463 code for a protein of 152 amino acids. NCBI's taxonomy places the organism in Eukaryota, Metazoa, Chordata, Mammalia, Dasyuromorphia, Dasyuridae. The record is from RefSeq and is a predicted model, not a curated record.
AACUAUGGCUUGCUCACCAUCACCAGUCCGUUUCUCCUACAGGUUGCUGGUUUUCUGGUUAACAGUAACUGUGGCAGAAGGUCAAAGAAACAGCUAUAAUCUCUUUGGAGCAUCAGAACCUAAUGUGAAUCCUACAGACUGUCAAAUCUUUACACUCACUCCUCCCCCUGCUACCCGGCCUCCCCUAACAACUUCCAAGCCUGUCACCAUAGCAACCAGACGGUGCCAUUUUCCUCACUUCAGAAAACCCAGAGUAGGCUUUGGGUUCCCCAACUAUCCUUUCAAACAUCCAUUCUAUGGUCACCAUGCUCACUUACCACCUCACCACCGCUGUCGUCACCCAUUCCUCCUGCCUCGGAGAGGUGCCCACAAUCACAAGUACUUCCCCAGAAGAAAAUCCUCAAGCUCCUCAGAGGAAUACAGAAGGAAAAGAGAAAUUCCUAUUUUUCUGAAGCAGAAAUGAAAGGAGCCCGAUCUCCAGCAGAGGAAGAAAGCUACAGUGUUUUUCUAUAAAAGAUACAAUUUGGGUUCUAAAUUUAAUGAGCAACUGGGAAACCAAAGAGGAAACCUAGCUGUGAUACCUUUAGUCAGCAGUGAAGAAACUGACAAUAACUACAUGUGACUUGUUAAACGUGUCUCAGGGCAUUUAUCUCCCAUAGGAAGAAAAUCUCAAAACUAAUGGUAAUAUCAGUGAAUGGAAGGAUAUUAAAUAUUGGGAGAAAUUUUCACCUAUUCUGAACUACUGGUCCCGGUCCUCCUUCCAGUAAAAUCCAACGAGUGACCAAUUAGAGGAUAGGAAGCUACUCAGCCUUUCAAUUGCUGGGUUUGCCCCCCACACAAGCAGACCACAUCUUUUUAUCCUUUGCCCUUUGCUGUGGGCUCCAGCACUGACUGGUCCAAGGUUCUUUUAGAAUUCUCUUUCAUUCCCUCCUCACCCCGCAAGGUAGCCACACUCUGCCCCCUAGGACAUAGAUAACUGAUCAAGUACUUCUUGCAAUUCUCUGUCCUCUGGAUAUAAGUGGAGGAUGAGUGAGAGAGCUCCAUCUAUCCUUCAUUUCUAGAGGUUUGGAUCAUGUCGUAUAAGAUGAGCAGACCUGAAUGGAGUGUGAUAUUCAUUGCUGAUCUCAUAUUAUCUCUCCUUGAAACUUCCCCCACCUACCCAUUCUGAAUUUCCCUAUUAAGGUCAAAGUAAACAAUAAAGCCAUCCUUCUGUUCAUGCUAGUUCACAACCUUGCCUUCAUCUUCUACUUGGGCGUUCUCUCAUUCCCCAUGAUCCAAUCAGUACCAACACUGCCAUUUCUACCUCUGUACAACCUUUCCCAUCUGCCCUCUUCUUUCUGCUCCUACUGUCCUAACCUUCAUCAUCUGUGGACUGAAUUGUGAUAAUAGCCUCCUAACUUGAGGAUCUCUGCCUCAAGCCUCCCCUGACUCCAAUGUAUUCUCUACACAGCUGUCAGUGAUUUUCUUAAAACAAUGCAGUUUCUUAAAACUCCAUUACUCAAAAAAUUUCAAUGGCUCCCCUUCAACUGUAAGAUUAAAUAUUGUUUUUAUCUUCAUCUUUUUUCUAUAAUUUUUUUUUACUAUGCACACAAUUGCAUAUGCACAAAAAUUAUGUGUUCACUGUAAUACAGAAACUAUUUUAAAAUAAGUAAAUACUGAGAAUGCAUGUUAAAAAUGAAAUAUGCAGCCUGAGAAAGAGGGAACUGGAU